This is a messenger RNA of Paramecium pentaurelia, 1038 nucleotides long. The record is from the annotation of a GenBank genome assembly. NCBI's taxonomy places the organism in Eukaryota, Ciliophora, Oligohymenophorea, Peniculida, Parameciidae.
AUGAAAUUAAAUCAAAAUGAAUUUAAAUUUUAAACUGAUGGAGACAAUGUUAUUAUUACAUUUACUUUUUUAAGUUAUAUAACUAGUAAUAAACCAGAUCAUAUGUCAUAAUUUACAGAUAUCACAUUUUCUAGAAUUGUUUUAAAUGAUUGUCAUUAUUAAUGGAAAGAAAAAGUUUAAAUAUUACCUACUAAAUUCAUGUUAGAUUCUUAAAUAAGAAAAAGUUUAUAAACUUCUACAAAUAAUGAAAUAUUGCCACAAUAAAUAAAUAAGAAAAUAGAUAUAAAUUUUCCUGAAAUAAGAGAUGAACUUAUCUUAUUGUUAGAGACCACUCUUGAAGAUGCAAGAGAUAAAGGUAUCUUAGAUUAGAUAGUUAUAGAUUUAUCAGAUAAUAAUGAUAAAUUUGCAAUAAGUGUAAUAAUAAUUAUUAUAUAUUCUAGGAAUAUGCAGAUAGUAUAGCUAAUUCUCCUCCUUCAUUUAAUACUCCUUAAAUUAAUUCAACUAAAUUAUAAGAUUUAAUUAAAGAGAAAUUCAAAAAACGUUUGUCUAGGGCUAAAAAAACAAAGAAGAAAAAGAAAUUAGUCAAAAAUAAUUAUAAUGUAGUUUUUCCUAGAAGAAAUGAUUCAAAUUGUAAAAGUAAUCAAGAACCUGUUAUGUUUAAUUUUAAUAAAGAUGUUUAAUAAAAUAGAGAUAAUAGAAUUAAUUUAAAAUGGACACAUCGUUAUAAUGUUAUAUAACCUCCAAAAACUGUUAAUGAAAUACUUUGUUAUGUUUCCAAUAUAAAAUUAUCAAAUGAUAUCAAAACCAAUUUUGGAAAUUCUACUUAUGAUAAUUUUGAAAUAAAAGAUCCUAUAAUUGUAGUUGAUAUAGUAGAUGUAAUUAGACUUUAUAAAUAAUAUUUAUUAGCUGGUAAAUAAUUUUAUUUUAUUAUGUUAUUUGUUAAAAAAUAAUAAGAAAUUGCAGACUUUGCAGAUAUUGUUCAAAAAAAUGAAUAAGAAUUUGUCCAGUAAAAUCCAAAAUUUUAAUAGACUUAUUUGA